AUGGCCACGGAAAGCGCGCGUACGCUCUUCUUUCCGGCACCGGAACCCCCAACACCGCUUGCCCGCUACCGCAUCCUCUCCCCCAACGCCGCGAUCCGCGUCUCUCCCCUUCAAAUGGGAACCAUGUCCCUGGGGACAGCCUGGUCGGACGGCAUGGGCCCCGUCGACAAGAACGCCGCCUUCGCCCUGCUGGAUGCCUACCUCGACGCCGGCGGCAACUUCUUCGACUGCUCUAACGGCUACCAGCACGAGCAAUCCGAGUCCUGGCUCGGCGAGUGGAUGAGCCUGCGCGGCGUCCGAGACCGGUGCGUCGUCGCCACCAAGUUCUCGGCCGACUACCGCAUGCACUCUCUGGGAAAAGGCCGCUGCCCAAACGCCGGCGGCAACUCGCGCGCCUCGAUGCACCUCAGCCUCCGCGACUCGCUGGCGAAGCUGCGCACCGAGUGGAUCGACAUCUUUUACGUCCAGUGGUGGGACUACACGGCCUCGAUCGAGGAGGUCAUGGACGCGCUGCACAACCUCGUCCAGCAGGGCAAGGUGCACUACCUCGGCAUCUCAAACUGCCCGGCCUGGGUCGUCAGCGCGGCCAACACGUACGCGCGCGCGCACGGAAAGACGCCCUUUUCCAUCUACCAGGGCUACUACAGCGUCAUUAUGCGCGACAUGGAGCGCGACAUCAUCCCCAUGGCGCGGCAAUUUGGCAUGGCCGUCGCGCCGUACGGCGCCGCGGGCAUGGGCAAGUUCAAGACGCGGCACAUGAUUGAGGCGCGGCGGCGGAGCGGUGACGGGCAGGCGUUCCGGCACCUGGCAGACCAGACCGAGACGGAGAUGCGCGUGAGCAAGGCGCUGGCCGAGGUGGCCGAGGAGGUCGGCGUGACGUCCAUCACGGCUGUCGCGCUGGCGUACGUCAUGGCCAAGGUGCCGUACGUGUUCCCCGUCGUCGGGGGCCGCAAGGUCGAGCAGAUGCUGGACAAUAUCGACGCGCUCAAGAUACAGCUCUCCGAGGCGCAGAUUGCGUAUCUCGAGAGCGUGGAGAAGUGGGAGCCCGGGUGGCCGUACGAUGUGAUGGGGUGGGAUCCUCACGUGUCCGGGACCCCGCCUCCGUCCAUCGCUGCGUCGGCCAGGGUGGAUUUUGUGAGGCGGCCUAGAGCUAUUGGGUAUGAUUGA
Messenger RNA from Colletotrichum orchidophilum, 1167 nucleotides. RefSeq names its product aryl-alcohol dehydrogenase AAD14. The record is from RefSeq and is a predicted model, not a curated record. The transcript has a single exon. Bases 1 to 1167 code for a protein of 388 amino acids. Lineage: Eukaryota; Fungi; Ascomycota; Sordariomycetes; Glomerellales; Glomerellaceae.